Prunus armeniaca (apricot) is the source of this 900-nucleotide messenger RNA. The record is from the annotation of a GenBank genome assembly. NCBI's taxonomy places the organism in Eukaryota, Viridiplantae, Streptophyta, Magnoliopsida, Rosales, Rosaceae.
AUGAGAGCCAAAAGCGGGAAAGGGAAUUGGAUCUCCAAGUUCAAGUUGAAGUCCAAACUUGGGUUACCAACCACCUUCAUCUUAUGCUCCUUCUUCUUCCUCGCUGGCUUCUACGGCUCCUCUCUCCUCUCUCAGGCAAAAACUUUAGUGGGUUUUUCAGAUGUGGGUGGUGGUGAUAAUAGGCUGAGAACGAGACUGUUGGAAACAGAGUAUACUUCGAUGCCUUAUGGAGAGACCGGUGACGAUUCUUUAACUUCCAUUCCCUUUCAGGUCUUGAGUUGGUAUCCGCGUGCACUAUAUUUUCCUAAUUUUGCAACUGCGGAGCAAUGUGAAAGCAUAAUCGGUAUGGCCAAGCCAAGCCUUAAACCAUCAACUUUGGCUUUGCGAGAGGGUGAGACAGAGGAGAACACGAAGGAUAUACGAACAAGUUCUGGCAUGUUUCUUUCUGCUUCUGAUGAUAAAUCUGGGACUCUGGAUGUAAUAGAGGAAAAGAUUGCAAGAGCAACAAUGCUUCCCAGGACCUAUGGAGAGGCAUUCAACAUCUUACGCUAUGAGAUCGGGCAGAAGUAUAAUUCUCAUUACGAUGCAUUCCACCCUGAUCAAUAUGGUCCACAGAAGAGCCAAAGGGUUGCAUCAUUCUUGUUGUAUUUAACUGAUGUUGAAGAAGGUGGUGAAACCAUGUUUCCUUAUGAGAAUGGCUCAAACAUGGAUGGAAACUAUGAUUUUCGGGAAUGUGUUGGUUUGAAAGUGAAGCCACGCAAAGGGGAUGGACUUUUAUUUUAUUCAUUGCUCCCAAAUGGUACAAUUGAUAUGUUAUCAAUACAUGGGAGCUGUCCUGUAAUUGAAGGGGAAAAAUGGGUGGCUACAAAGUGGAUCAGGGAUCAAGAACAAGAGGAUUAG